AUGCGCAGGACGAGGGCGCCAACUGCGUCGCAAAUCCAGAAUCCCCCUCCUCCUCCUUCGUCUACCAAGGGCGGAAGGAUCUUUAAAAGUUCAUUCGGCCAUGCCCUCCGAGGAAAGACCGCCGGCGCAUUCGGACCCGACCUCGCCAAGAAGCUCACCCAGCUAGUCAAGAUGGAAAAGAAUGUCAUGCGCAGCUUGGAGACGGUAGCCAAGGAGCGCAUGGAGGUGGCGCACCAACUUUCCAACUGGGGUGAAGUCGCCGACGAAGAUGUUUCUGACAUCACUGACAAGCUCGGUGUCCUUCUUUACGAGAUCGGCGAACUCGAGGACCAGCUCGUUGACCGAUAUGACCAGUACCGAGUCACAAUGAAGGGUAUCCGAAACAUUGAAGCUUCGGUGCAGCCAUGCCGGGAUCGCAAGCAGAAGAUCAUGGACCAGAUCGCGCAGCUCAAGUACAAGGAACCCAACUCACCCAAGAUCGUCGUUCUCGAGCAAGAGCUAGUCCGCGCUGAAGCCGAAUCCCUUGUUGCCGAGGCACAGCUCUCCAACAUCACUCGCGAAAAGAUCAAGGCCGCCUACUCCUACCAGUUCGAUGCGCUCAGGGAGCAUUCCGAAAAGGUGGCCAUCAUUGCGGGUUACGGAAAACAUCUUUUGGAUCUGAUUGACGAUACCCCUGUGACUCCCGGAGAGACCAGGGCCGCCUACGACGGUUACGAGGCUAGCAAAGCCAUCAUUCAAGACUGCGAGGAUUCUCUUACUAACUGGAUUACCGCCAACGCGGCUGGGCUGGAUCUUUCCGGACAGGAUGUCCCAAUGAAUGACCGAGGUUCGUGGGCGAUGGCACGGAGCGACGACGAGGAUGAAGAAGAAGAAGAGCGGGCCGACGUGAUGGAUGAUAAGGAAGACCUCGACUCCGAUGAUAACCGCGAAUCCGUCGCCUCGAGCGCCCGCGUUAAUGGCAAUGGGGAAGCGAGGGGCCGCAGCAAGGAGCUCAUCAUUUGA
Messenger RNA from Parascedosporium putredinis, 1002 nucleotides. Lineage: Eukaryota; Fungi; Ascomycota; Sordariomycetes; Microascales; Microascaceae. The record is from the annotation of a GenBank genome assembly.